AUGGAUGUAUUACCAUUCAGUUUCUUCAUUUUUUACUUCUUUAUUAUCAUUUUCUCCUUCAUUCCUUUUAUUCUUUCUUACUAUUUCUUUUUUCACUUAUUUUAUCUUUCUUUCUUUUUCUCUUUGCUUGCCUUUUUAAUUAGGUGUUUUUUCUUUAUUUUCUCUUUCCUUCCUUCCUUUAUCAUCUAUAUUCCUUCCUUCCUUUAUUAUCUAUAUUCAUUCAUUCAUUCAUUCAUAUAUCUAACUUUUAUCUAUACUGAUUUCCUGCUUGUUUUUAGCUUUUUACUUUCUUCUUUUUACUUUUUCACUCUUUACUUUCUCUUUUUUCAGUACUUUUUCUUUCUUUUCCUACAUGUCUUUCUUUUAUUUUAUAUUUCUUUAUCUUUUUCUUUGCCAUUUUAUUUAAGUGUGUGCAAAGAAUUUUCAAUAUUUUAUUUUAUUAAAGAAAGGUUUUCUCUUGUUUUUUCUGUCUCCAAUUUAAAAAAAAAGUUAUGUGAAUGUUUACAAACAUCCAAUAUUUAUUUUCUUUUUCCUUUGAAAUUUCUUUUUUGUUUCUUUUUUCUUUCCUUUUUUUUCCUCUUUUUACUUUCUUUGAUUCCUUUUCUCUAUUUGAUUUUUAUUUUUUCUUUCUUUAUUUUUUCUGACUUUUUUCUCUUUCUUAUUUUUCAAUUUCUUUCAGAAAUAAAUUUCUUUUUUUCUUUAUUAUUUACUCUUUAUUUCUUUCCCUUUCCUCUUUUUUAUUUUCUAUUUCAAUUUACUCUUUUUAUUUAUUUCUUUUUCUUUCCUUUUGUCCGUCUUCACCCUCUGCAGAUUGUCCUUUUAAUUCUUUUUCUUUUCUUUUGA
Acanthosepion pharaonis is the source of this 843-nucleotide messenger RNA. The record is from the annotation of a GenBank genome assembly. Lineage: Eukaryota; Metazoa; Mollusca; Cephalopoda; Sepiida; Sepiidae.